Molecule: messenger RNA, 2362 nt
Organism: Staurois parvus
Lineage: Eukaryota; Metazoa; Chordata; Amphibia; Anura; Ranidae
Source: the annotation of a GenBank genome assembly
AUGUCUGGCCCGGCUGUCUUCAAGUCCACCACACUCAAAUGGAAAGAGACCCUUCUGAGCCGGAAGAGGCCCUUUGUUGGUCGAUGUUGUUAUGUCUGCACCCCUCAGAGCCGGGAUAAAUUCUACAACCCCAGCAUCCCCUCGUUAGGUCUGCGGAAUGUCAUCUACAUCAAUGAGACGCACACAAGACACCGCGGAUGGCUGGCUCGUCGCCUCUGUUACGUGCUCUUUGUCCAGGAACGGGACGUCAGCAAGGCCAUGUUCUGCAGCAAUAUGGCGGAGGCGGUGCUGAGCCAGAGCAGGGUGGGAGAAGCCAUAGAAGUUGUAGCAGCAGAGGCCAGUCCUACUGGAACUGCAGAUCCCAAGUCUACCAACAAAGUCAAGAGGAAAGCCAAGAAGAUCCUGCAGGAGAUGGUGGCAUCUAUAUCCCCAACGUUGAUCAGACUGACAGGCUGGGUGCUCCUGAAGCUCUUCAAUGGCUUCUUCUUGAACAUUCAGAUUCACAAGGGGCAGCUGGAGAUGGUAAAGAAAGCGGCCACUGAGACGAAGGUUCCACUUGUCUUCCUUCCUGUUCACAAAUCGCACAUCGACUACCUUCUCCUUACAUUCGUCUUGUUCUGCCACAACAUCAAAGCCCCCCAUAUUGCAGCGGGGAAUAACCUCAACAUCCCCAUUUUCAGUACUUUGAUUCGCUUGCUGGGCGGUUUCUUUAUUCGGCGAAAACUUGAUGAAACUUCAGAUGGCAAAAAGGACAUACUGUACAGAUCCUUACUACAUGGGUACAUCGGGCAGCUCCUUUGCAAGCAUCAGUUCUUGGAGAUCUUUCUGGAAGGAACACGCUCUCGUAGCGGCAAGACCUCCUGUGGCAGAGCCGGCAUCCUGUCUGUCAUCGUGGACACGCUGUGCGACAGCUCUGUCCCUGAUGUACUUGUUAUACCUGUGGGGAUAUCUUAUGACCGCAUCAUUGAGGGACAUUAUAAUGGAGAGCAGCUGGGAAAGCCCAAGAAAGACGAGAGUCUGUGGAGUGUGGCCAGAGGGGUGUUCAGAAUGCUGCGCAAAAACUAUGGCUGCGUACGAGUGGACUUUGCCCAACCAUUCUCUCUGAAGGAAUAUCUGGAAAACCAGAGACAGAAGCCAUCACCCGCACCUCUUCGCUUAGACCAAGCUCUGCUGCCCGCCAUCCUCUCAUCCAGAGCCACAGAUGCCGUGACCGAGAGCGUUCUAAUUUCUAAUCCUGACCUGAAAUUGGACGGCCCAUUCAGGAGGCAGAUAAUCUCCAGUCUGGCCAAUCAUGUCUUGUUCACUGCAGAUCAGUGCUGCGCUGUGAUGUCGACGCACAUAGUGUCCUGCCUUCUCUUGUACCGCUAUCGAGAGGGUGUCAGCCUGUCCCUGUUGGUGGAGGACUUCUUCUCUAUGAAGGAGGAGGUCUUGGCUCGGGACUUUGAUCUGGGGUUUUCGGGAAGCUGUGAGGAUGUGGUCAUGCAUGCCAUCCACCUGUUGGGCAACUCUGUGAAUAUCACCCACACUGACCCCCGGCAGCGAGUUCUUCAUCUCACCCAACACCAACAUCCCGGCUGUCUUCGAGCUGAACUUCUACAGCAAUGGUGUCCUCCAUGUCUACCUCACAGAGGCCAUUGUGGCCUGCGCGUUACAUAUCGAACUGAAGAGGAGGUCAGAUGGGACAACAGGUGCUGCUGACGGAACGAUUAGCCAGGAGAGACUCCUCCGCACCGCCGCUGCCUUGUGUUACCUCCUUUCCAAUGAAGGAAUGAUAGCUCUGCCCUGUCAGAUGUUCUACCAGGUUUGUCAUGAGGCUGUCCAGCGCCUGGUCACUUACGGGAUAUUCUUGGUUGCCGAGGAUGACCAAGAAGAUGCCAGUCCUGGUCUUUCUGAGCCCACAUGGGAUAGCAAGAUCCCGGAUCGUGUGCAGUGGAGGAGCGAUGAGGAAGACGAAGAUAGCGACUUUGGAGAGGAGCAAAGAGACCGAUAUCUGAAGGUCAGCCCAUCACAAAAGCAUCAGCAGUUCCUGUCCUUCCUGCAGAGACUCCUCGGCCCCAUCCUCGAGGCUUACAGCUCUGCUGCCUCCUACAUCUAUGGUUUCAGUGGUCGUGUUUCAGAGAGGGAGCUAAUCCAGAAUUUGCAGAAGUACCUUCUGGCCAGGACAGAGCGAAGAGUCGCCAUGUAUUCGGAGAGCGCCACCUUUUGUCUCGCAAGAAAUGCUGUGAAGACCUUUGUAGACCUCGGAGUGUUCCAGGUCUGCAAGGAAAACCGUGACCGCAUUCUAGAACUAAGCAGCACCUUCCUACCUCAGUGUAACCGCCAAAAGCUUCUGGAGUUCAUCGUAAGCUUUAUGGCUCUGUAG